AAAUAUUCUGGGAAUCUACCAUAAACAUACAAUGCUAUUUGCCCUUUUGUACAGAAAAGGAGAUACAGAUAUCCAAAUCAUAUGGGGCUUCAUUUUCAAAACAAGUGUUGUGAGAUCAAUGGAAUAUAACAAUUCUUUGAUCAUGGGUCGUGUGAUCUUGGCCUUUGAUGCAACAAAAGAUCGAAACGAACAGGAGUUUAUGAACGUUAUUAAUGGGAUUAUAUCGAGCCGUGAAGUUCUUCAAAGGGGAGAUACCAUUGUGGUGUUUGGUGUUCUGCAUAAGAUUUCACAUCCCCUUGGUAUCCAACUGCAGAUAGAUGGAGUAAACAUCAGAGCUAUGGAAGAAGAAAUUCAAUUAAAACUCGAUACGUAUGCGAAAAUGCUACUAAGAAGUGCGGUAGAUUGCAAAGAAGUUGGGGUUGAUAUUGAAGUAAAAAUUACUUGUGGAACUCCUAUUAAGAAGAUUAUUCAACAAGAGGCUAUAGCUUGUAAUGCAACAUGGGUGAUCCUUGAUAGGCAACUGAAACGGGAUGUGAAGUUUUACCAAGGUCAAAUCCAUUGCAAUCUUGCUACACUUUCAGAUGACUUGAAAUUAAGGACUUUAAGUACCGAGCCAACUAUCGACACAGAUAGUACAGAAGUCAAAGUCGUUCUCUACAGGUCAAAGCAUGUUCAACUGUCCGCUAAUCCUCAUCCACGGGAUAAUCAAAAUGUCGACCAGACAAGCAUCUCUCAUAGCUACUCGGGGUCAUAUAGUUCUAUUGAAAAUCUAGAAAUGCCUUCAAAGAAAUCUUCUUCCUCUUUAAUGCGCAAAUCCUUUGUUCAAAGUUCCAUGUUGUCUGAUGAUAUUGAAGGUUUAUCAAAGCAACACGUAUCAGCAGGUGGAGCCGGAAAUAAUCACAACAUAUCCUCGCAUAUGAUUGGAACUUCAGGGAAAACUCCUAGACGAAAAAGAUCUACUAAACCCGUUGUGUGCAAUGCUUGUGGGAUGACAACAGAACUGUAUAUCAAUGAAUCCAUCAGAUUCGGUUACGCAGAAAUACAAGAAGCCACAAACUUUUUUUCAGCUGACAACUUGUUAGGUGAAGGAGGUUAUGGUCUAGUUUAUAAGGGUCAACUUAAAGAUGGGCAAAUUAUUGCUGCUAAGGUGCGAAAACAAGCGAGCACACAAGGAUUUGAGGAAUUUCAUUCUGAGGUUUAUGUUUUGGGUUUUGCACGCCAUAGAAAUAUUGUGAUGUUAUUGGGUUAUUGCUGCAAAGAAGAUACUAACAUAUUGGUUUAUGAAUAUAUCUGCAAUCGAUCACUUGAGUGGCAUCUAUUCGAUGAAGCAGCCAAUGUUCUUGAGUGGAAUAAAAGACGAGCAAUUGCAAUAGGAACUGCGAAAGGAUUGCGAUUUCUUCACGAAGAGUGUCGCAGUAGUCCUAUCAUUCACAGGGAUCUUAGACCAAGCAAUAUAUUGCUCACUCAUGACUUUGUGCCAAUGUUAGGUGACUUUGGGCUUGCAAAGUGGAAGACAAAUGAUUCUCCUAUCCAGACUAGAAUCCUUGGUACAUUGGGUUAUCUUGCACCAGAAUAUGCAGAGAAUGGCAUGGUUUCAGUGAGAACAGAUGUUUAUGCAUACGGUAUUACUCUUAUACAGUUAAUAUCAGGACGGAAAGUUGUUAAUCCAAAUAUUGAAGAUUACCAUCAAUCCUUAAGACAAUGGGCCGAGCCAUUAGUUGAGAGCCUUGCAUUGCAUGAUCUAAUCGAUCCACGCCUUGGAGAUUCAUAUGACCCCUACGAACUAUAUCACAUGGCCAAAACAGCAUACUUGUGUGUGAAAGUUGACCCUGAGAAACGUCCAUCCAUGGGAGAGGUUGUGCAGCUUCUUGAAGGGGAGACCGAACAUUUUAAAACAUUGACCGAGCAAUUCAUACCACAUUUUAACCCUUGAUGCACUACCUACUCAACUUCACAUUUACUUAUGAUUAGUGUCCUUUUUGCGGUGCUAGGAAAUCGAAGAUAGAUAACAGUUGCUCAUAUACGGUUCCAUUUAAUCUUUUGAUUCUUAUUGUCGUGAGUACAAAGACAUUUUUUUGUGAUCUAUAGCUAAGGAUUAGAUAACGUUAAGUGUUAUACUAUGAUAUUUAGAUCUUUUGUUGAAAAGAAACGUUUUUUUAUAUCC
Messenger RNA from Helianthus annuus (common sunflower), 2164 nucleotides. RefSeq names its product probable receptor-like protein kinase At3g17420. Gene Ontology annotation, biological process: protein phosphorylation. NCBI's taxonomy places the organism in Eukaryota, Viridiplantae, Streptophyta, Magnoliopsida, Asterales, Asteraceae. Gene Ontology annotation, molecular function: protein tyrosine kinase activity; ATP binding. Bases 32 to 1933 code for a protein of 633 amino acids. The transcript is spliced from 10 exons. The record is from RefSeq and is a predicted model, not a curated record.